Messenger RNA from Notolabrus celidotus (New Zealand spotty), 2312 nucleotides. RefSeq names its product septin 2 (gene septin2). Lineage: Eukaryota; Metazoa; Chordata; Actinopteri; Labriformes; Labridae. Gene Ontology annotation, biological process: cell division; cytoskeleton-dependent cytokinesis; cilium assembly. The record is from RefSeq and is a predicted model, not a curated record. Gene Ontology annotation, molecular function: GTP binding; GTPase activity; molecular adaptor activity. Gene Ontology annotation, cellular component: cell division site; microtubule cytoskeleton; synaptic vesicle. The transcript has 13 exons. The coding region runs from base 175 to 1296 and encodes 373 amino acids.
GCAGCUCUCUCGCCCAGUGCAUUGUGGUCUGUGUGCUAGAGGAAGCUGCUGCACCGGAAUCUGAAGAAUUUGAGGUGUCCGCCAAGUCUGCUGAUCAUCGCCUGCCCGUCUAUCUGUACCCCUCUUUGCAUUAUACUUUCCCCGGACAGACUGUAAGGUUAACACAGAGCAAACAUGUCGCAGGCGGACAAAAUGAAGCAGGGACAGUUCAACAAUCCUGAGACUCCAGGGUAUGUUGGAUUUGCUAACCUGCCAAAUCAGGUUCAUCGCAAGUCAGUAAAGAAAGGAUUUGAGUUUACACUGAUGGUUGUAGGUGAAUCUGGACUUGGAAAAUCCACCUUGAUCAACAGCCUCUUCCUCACUGACCUUUACCCCGAGAGAGUCAUCCCUGGAGCAGCAGAAAAGAUAGAGAGAACGGUUCAGAUCGAGGCAUCAACGGUAGAAAUCGAGGAGCGAGGAGUGAAGCUUCGUCUCACUGUGGUAGACACACCAGGAUACGGAGACGCCAUCAACAGCCAAGACUGUUUCAGCACCAUCAUCAGCUACAUCGAUGACCAGUUCGAGCGCUACCUUCACGAUGAGAGCGGGCUGAAUCGCAGACACAUAGUUGACAAUAGAGUUCACUGCUGCUUCUAUUUUAUCUCCCCGCUCGGCCAUGGACUCAAACCCCUGGAUGUUCAGUUCAUGAAGGCCAUUCACAAUAAGGUCAACGUGGUUCCUGUCAUCGCCAAGGCAGACACGCUCACCCUCAAAGAGAGGGAGAGGCUCAAGCGCAGGAUUCUGGAUGAGAUCGACGAGCAUGGCAUCAAGAUUUACCACCUUCCUGAUGCUGAGUCAGAUGAAGAUGAGGACUUCAAAGAGCAGACCAGGAUCCUUAAGGCCAGCAUCCCAUUUGCAGUGGUGGGAUCCAACCAGCAGAUUGAGGCCAAGGGGAAGAAAGUGAGGGGCCGCCUGUACCCCUGGGGGGUGGUGGAGGUGGAGAAUCCAGAACACAAUGAUUUCCUCAAGCUGCGGAUCAUGCUGAUAACCCACAUGCAGGACCUGCAGGAAGUGACCCAGGACCUCCAUUACGAGAACUUCCGCUCGGACCGCCUCAAGCGGGGUGGCAGGUUGUCUUCCCACGGUUACGUUCUGCCUCUGUCUCCUGCAAAGGGACCAGAGCCGGAGGAGAUGGACAAGGACAUGAUCCUGCAGGAGAAGGAGGCUGAGUUGAGACGAAUGCAGGAGAUGAUUGCCAAGAUGCAGGCCCAGAUGCAGAAGCAGGGAGACGGAGAGGGAGAGGGCCAACAUGUGUGAAAAGUCAAUGGUAUUUGAGCCGCUGCCAGAGUUUGACUGUAGUAGGAUGACUGAUUGCAGAGACGCUGUAAAGGCCUUCUGGUUAUUGACUCGUACUGCUUGCCACUAUUUUUUUAUUUCAAUCCUUCAUUGGAUCUGGAUUCAUUCUUUUUUUAAUACAUUAAAGUAUAUUCAAACAGUGUUAUCUUUAUAUAUUUACACCGUUCUUUCAUUUUUUAAAUUUUUUUUUUCAUAUUUUAAAACUUUUGCCAGUUAUUAAAAUGAAGUCACAUGAUAUAUAUCUACAUAAACCACAAACUUAUAGGGAUGUCUCUUUACUUUUUUGAGCUUUUGUUACCUUAUUGUGUUUUCAGAUGAGAAAACCAAAGUUUUGCUGCGUUUGUGAAGUGCUUUUUAACCCUUAAACAUCUCUGAAAGCAGGCGGUAACCUUCACCAGGAGAGUCAAUUAUGAAGAAGACUAGUAGCAGAAUUAAAUGUUCAUGCCAUUGUUAUGACAUGAUUUAAUGUUCUCAUUGUCCCAUAAAAUUUGGUCAGUGUUAUUCAUGUUCCCCUUCUCUGCAUGAGACUUGAGGUCCAGCUUCUCCCUCUCCUGCCCAAACCUUUACUCGUUAGUGCAGUUCCCAGAUCAGUGUCUUUGCGUACGAUGGAAUUCAAGUGUUGUGAAGCUCCAUUUGAGAUUGAUAUCAAUAAAAACUGUGACCCUUGACCUUUAACAGUCUUCCUAUAGACCUGUCAAAUGAAGGACAGACGGAUGAGGUGCCAGGUCUCUGUUUGGUGCUUUCAGUCAUCUUGAUGUAUUUCCUCCUCUCUCUAAAAUGAAGUCAUGUGCCAGGGAGUAUUUCCUGACUACAGAGAUUACAGGUAACCCAAUGAAGUCAGUGUAGCCAACGUUCCCCUCACCAGCCAAGAUGUGAGUUCUCGACAUUCCUCUUUGUGCUGUUUUUAUCCAAGAUAACAAAAGAACCAAAUAUUGUUUUUGAUGCAUUUAUUGUAAUAAAAGUUUUAUUAAACUUCA